Molecule: messenger RNA, 5061 nt
Organism: Toxorhynchites rutilus septentrionalis
Lineage: Eukaryota; Metazoa; Arthropoda; Insecta; Diptera; Culicidae
Gene: GAPcenA
Product: rab GTPase-activating protein 1-like
Exons: 10
Coding region: 508-4305 (1265 amino acids)
Source: RefSeq, a predicted model, not a curated record
UGGUUGUGUCUAUCGAGAUUGAAUUACCACGAUCCAAGCAAGGAUCCCACCAUAACAUAAAUCGCACUGGGAUAAUGUGUUCCAAGAAAAUCAAUAAUAAUUUGUCAUUAGUGAAACGUGAAUACGUAUUUGCGCUCACAAUCAAAGCAUCGCAUUCGUCUCGGCGCUUACGAGCUUGCUGCUGAUGACGACAUUGGUCAGAAAUUAUUGCUGUUUUAGCAAAUGACUCUCCCGGCCCCAUUACUUGAAUGAGUGAUUGUGAAAAGAGCGUCGGAUAUGAUUGGUCUAAUGCAAAUUCAAUUUAUGUUUCCCUACAAAUUCCGUUUUUCUCGACUGGUGACACGAGAAUGUUACAUCUAGAAUACACAAAGCUACACUGUAACCCACUAAGCUACGCACAAUAGCGUUGAGCUAAUAUUGGAAUGAGAAUAAACCUAUUUUUGUACAACGCCGUUCUCCCCGUUUCAAUCAAAACGCAGUUAAUUACAACCAGUGCUGGAGCAAAAAAUGGAGCAUGGUAAACCAACAGAAGCUAUCACUAUUCCAACAGUCAGGCCGGAAGCAUCUGGACAGGUAAAUCCUGGCCAGAAAGCAGAUGAUAAUCUAAGUAUCAAAUCGUCCGAUUCCGUUACCACCAGUGGUGAAUACGAAAUUGUCCCGGAGGCACCGAUGUUUUCGGUCGCACUCGACGGCACACCUUCGUCCCCGGUGCUGGAUAUAGCACACGUUGGUGGCGACAGGCGGAAGGAAACUCUCGAACCGAUACGUGGACCCAAGCAGGUUGAUGAUAUAAAUUUGAGCGACUGUUUGUACGAGGACGAAGUGGUUGUGAGCUUGGUGCCGGCUGCACUCCAGAAGCUGGACGCAAUCUCGCCCAUUCUGAACAUCGAGGGAAACGGUAAUGUCAUGGACUUGGAGAAGAAUAUGGAUGAGGUCAUCCACGAGCUGGACGAAGAGCGUACGCUCAGUGCAAGCGAUGGUGAUCCAGGGAGUGCGAAUAAAACUCCUGUUAGAUGUAUUACCACCGGAGGUAAUUUGAAAGCCCAAGCGCCUCAGCUCUCCCUCCGAGGGCUGCAGAUGCGCAGUGCAAGUGGUGGUGUCGCUGGGGGUGAACUGACUCCCAAUCUAUUAUCGCCAGAGAAUCGCGUCGGCCAAUCGGUCUUCUACGAUUGUCUCGAUUCCAGCCCGACGACGGAGAGAGACGAAGUGAAGCAGAAUCACUACCCGAUCGAAACGGACGACGAGCUGUCCGACAUUGAUCAGGAGUGUACCAUAUUCAGCGGUGUCACGUAUCUUGGGGCUACCAGCAUCAAUGCUCCCAAAUCGGAGAGGGAAAUACUGCAGAAAGUUACAGAGAUGAACGCCAGCUCGGAUAGAUCCCCGCUGGGGAUGAAAGUGUCUGUUAGCAUCCCAACUCGGUCGGAAGGAUUGGUGGUGCUCCACGACGGUGAAACGAAUGGCGUGAUCGCCACCUACGAGGUUCAGCGAAUUCUGUUCUUCGCUCGGGGUCCGAUCGGCACACCCAAUCAAGCUUGUUUCGCGUUCACUUGGUCUCACGGAGAAUCACAGGAAACUGCCUCUCAUCAGUGCCAUGUUUUCAGAUGUAACAUCCCUGAAGCAGUCACUCAAGUCAGUGCCUGUUUCGCGAAGGCCUUCGAACGCGUGCUUCCCCCGAGCAUUCCAGCCAGCAUGACAACUUCGUUGGCGGACAGCAGUCUGAAUGCGAUGAUGGCCUCGAUCACAUCGGAUAGUGCUGGCAAUCCGAUCCAAUCGGCAAUGUAUGAAUUUAGUGUCUCGCUGGAAAUCAAGGAGAAGGAAAAAGGUGGAUAUACAACGGUACCCAGGGAUGCCAAGUCCAGUUUUCGACUCAGAUGCAACACUGAUAAAGAAGUUUGCAUCACGGUGAAACAGAUACCAUCCGAACAGUACCCACCGUUGUACAUUGAACGAUGCUUUGGAGUGUUGCUCAGUCCGGGGAAAAUUGUGCGACAGGCCGAUAUGCAGCUGCUGGAUAUGGUCAACAUGGGUUAUCUCAAACCGGACACGACUCCUGUGCCGACGAAUCAAAUGACCGCUUCGAUGACUUCUCUCACAGCGGCUGCCACUCUUUCCCAGCUACCGUAUCUCAUUCGAGCCGAAUGGAAGGCCAACGAUAAAGCGUUCGAGCAGCUAAAUACUGAAACGCAGAAGAAAUGCCUCACCGUUGCGGUGGACCUAGUCAUCAAAGGAAUCCAGGAACCCGUACGUUUCGUCAUCGAAACCUCGGUCAUGAUACUGUCGCAAAGCGAAUUACGGAUCAUGCAAAAUCUAUUCACUAACAAGCGGUUGCUUGUGAUGUAUUACUAUCUAACGCUGAAGGAAAACGGUGAAGGCAACUGGGAGGUGAAGUCGAUCGACCAUUCCGAUGAAAUCGUCGAGCCGCAACCGCCAACCUCCCUUUCACUGAAUCUUAACUUCAAAAACUGGGCGUUCAAAACGUCCGCCAGUGUGCAAUCGAUGGAAUUUGACGACUCUAGUCCGGAUUACAGCUCGGAUGGCGACGAACCGUUGCUAAGUGGAACGGGAGAGGUUUCGAAGGAUUGUCCCAGCGCUUUGCUGGACGACUGGAACGAAAUUCUCGUGGAGUGGGAUCGAGAUAAUCUCGACAGGCGUCCAAAAAAUUUGCCCAAUUUGGUGCGCUGUGGCAUACCGGACAUACUGCGGGGUGCGAUUUGGCAGAAGCUUGCCAACGUGGAGAACAAGAUCGACAUGACCGACUCGUAUCGGGUACUGAUCACCAAAGAGACGAACUGCGAGAAUGUGAUUCAGCGGGAUAUUAAUAGGACCUUUCCGGCGCACAAAUUUUUCCGAGAAAGUGGCGGAGCCGGCCAGGACAGUUUGUACAAGGUUUCGAAGGCGUACGCGGUGUACGACACGGAGGUCGGCUACUGUCAGGGGUUGAGCUUCAUCGCGGCCAGCUUGCUACUGCAUAUGCCCGAAGAAGAGGCCUUCUGCGUACUGGUGGCCCUAAUGUACAACUACGGCUUGCGUGAUAUGUACAAGAUUGGCUUCGAAUCGUUGUACCUCCGCUUGUACCAGCUGAAUCGGCUCAUGAAAGACCAGCUGCCGGAUUUGUACGAACACUUCCAAGCCACGGGUGUCGAGGCGCACAUGUUCGCAAGCCAAUGGUUUCUGACACUGUUCACCAAACGCUUCCCGCUAUACUUUGUGUUCUACAUUCUGGACGUGUUCCUACUGGAUGGGAUCACGGUCUUGUUUCAGGUGGCUAUUACACUGCUGUCGGUGUGCAAGAAAGAACUGCUGGAGCUUGAUUUCGAAGGAAUACUAAAGUACUUCCGUGUGACGCUGCCGAAAAAGUGCCGAAGUGAUAACCAGGCUAGGAAACUGAUGAAGCUUUCGUUCGAAUGUAAGGUGAAGAAGUUGAAGAAAUACGAACUUGAACACAUGGCGAUGAAGGAGGAACGUGAGCGCAAGGAAAGGGAGAUCAAACAGUACGAGUUGAAAUUCAACGAGGAACGGACGAAAAUGCAACAGGAGAUAAUUGCAUUGAACGAGAAGCUGGAAACAAAGUCCAGAGAUGAAAAGAAAAAUAUUGGUAUUAUAAUGGAUUACAAGGUAAUAAUUCAAAGGCAGGAAAAUGAGAAUAAUAAACUUCACCAAAUGUUGGAUGAUCUCACGAAAACAGUUUCGGUUUGCUCGAAGUGCUCUUCCAGCAUACCGAAAUCGUCGCCGUUGCACAAAAGCUAUGGCAAAAACCUCCAGCACGCGAAUAACGAGAACAACAAUGACCAGGCCAUCCAUCUCACAGAUAGUCCUCUUGGUCCACUAGAUCCGUUGCUGAUUGCCACCCAACGAAUACGAGAGCUUGAAUUGGAGCUAGCACAAAGCAAGUUGGCACAGGUCGAGGCCGAAUGCAAGUGUCAGGAUCUCCAUCACCAACUGAACGCUACUCUGACAGAGAUGCAAAUUAACCGCAGCAGCUGGCAACCGUGGUUCUCCAAAACGCUGAACUCGAUCCAUGAGAAAGUCGUGACGAGGCGUGAUGUAAAUGCGCCACUGGCCACGUUCCAAUCGUACACUGAUUCGAGUGUAAAGCUCCGUGACCAUCCUCAACCCGUUCCGUCGCAUAUGCAGUUGAGGAACAAACUGAACCAACGCCACAGUCUGUCACAAGCUACUUUCGAAGGCGGAGGCGGCGGCUGCAGUGGAACAGUGCCCGGGACAGGCGGUGCUUGUCUCAGCGGACCGAAUAACGAGAACGUUAUACUUAGGGAAUCCGCACAACGGUGCAACAGUCUGAAGUAAAUCCAGCCAGCAGAUCUCACCGGGACUACGGGACUGCAACUCUAAUUUGGGGAGGUUAUAAGGACACUUAAAUAAUAUAAUAUAAUGUACGCCGCAAGUAGUAGGACCAACAGGAACACAGAAGAAGCCAUGUUAUUUAAUCAGGAUCCAAUAGAUACUACACAUUCUAGAAGCUUAUUAUCAGGCCCGAACUGUAGUCGAGCGGCACCACAUCUUUGGCGAAAUGCACGAUUUACUCAUACGUAACAAUAAGAACAUAUUUAAAAGACUCUCAGAACUCUCUAUAGCUGUUUAAUGUUCAAUUGAGUAUAUUGGUUUUUUUCUGCAGUGAAUCUUUCAAAAUCUUCAGGUACUCCUUCUAUAUCAGGAAAUCUGGGAGGAUACUAACUUACAACAUCUAGGUUUGUCCAGCGACCUGUAAUAUUUAAGAAAAUAAUCAUAGGGUUAUUUUGAUAAAAGAAAUGCAUUUCGUCUCGCGUUAGGGAUACUUUACAAGUGCCGUGUACUCAACAUAUAGCCAAGAGAUUUUUUCAAACGCUAGAGACAUCAAUCUGGCCAUUUGUAACACUUUCUAGAAUCAAUGGCACAAUACCUGAGCCCGAGCUACUGAGAGAACAUGAGCAGCUGAUAUUUUCGAAUUCAAUAGAAAACUAUGAACGAAAUCUCUUCGUCGCUCUUUCGUCAGCAUUGGCCAAUGUAUACAGCAAGCAUACAAGUGAAAAAAAUGAGGAAUAAAUCACGGAAUUAUCUGAUCAA